Sarcophilus harrisii (Tasmanian devil) is the source of this 3505-nucleotide messenger RNA. It is a transcript of the gene GLS2, whose product is annotated as glutaminase 2. Gene Ontology annotation, molecular function: glutaminase activity; protein binding. NCBI's taxonomy places the organism in Eukaryota, Metazoa, Chordata, Mammalia, Dasyuromorphia, Dasyuridae. Gene Ontology annotation, biological process: L-glutamine catabolic process. The record is from RefSeq and is a predicted model, not a curated record. Bases 336 to 2153 code for a protein of 605 amino acids. The transcript has 18 exons.
CAGCACCCCCCUCCUCCCAGCCUCGGCCCCACCUUUUCCCCACGCCCACCCUAAUUCCCUCCCUCUACUCGCUUAUUGGAUUCGACCCUUGCCCAUCCCGCCCCCCGCUCUUCCCCCCCCCACUUCCUCCGCCUUCGAACGUACUUAGGGUCACAUCGGGGGGCUGACAGUCACUGCUGUCGGAGGGGUCUCUAAAGAGACAUCACCUUUACCACCGCCUCCCCCUCUACCUGGGCCUUCUCUACCACGGUCUUUUCCCAGCCCCACCCAACCGGCUGCUUCUGAGACGCUCCUGCGCUCGCUCGCUUGCGAAACCGACUGCUGGAGGCGCGGGGAUGCGCUCCCUGCGGGCUCUCCGGGGAGCUCUGCACGGGCCAGGGGGCCGGCCCCCCGGGCGAGGAGGAUGGGGUCCCCUGGCUCGGGGCCCCCUCCUCACUAGGAGCGUUCGUCACCAUCUGAAUGAAGCCGCCGCGACCCAAGGCAGGGAGAUGCUGAACAGCCACCAGCCGCAGCAUCAGAAGGAACAUGAUUCAUCAGAAAGUGGGAUGCUGUCCCGCCUGGGUGACCUGCUCUUCUACACCAUUGCUGAAGGACAAGAAAGGAUCGCCAUCCAUAAGUUCACUGCUGCACUGAGAGCCACUGGGCUGCAGACAUCAGAUCCCCGGCUUCGGGACUGUAUGAGUCAGAUGCGUCGAAUGGUUCGAGAAUCCAGCAGUGGAGGUCUCUUAGACCGUGAUCUCUUUAGGAAAUGUGUGAGCAGCAACAUUGUGCUCCUGACCCAGGCAUUCCGAAAGAAGUUUGUUAUUCCUGAUUUUGAGGAGUUCACAGACCAUGUGGAUCGCAUUUUUGAGGAGACCAAAGAACGCACAGGAGGCAAGGUGGCAGCCUACAUUCCCCAACUAGCCAAGUCAGAUCCUGAUCUAUGGGGUGUCUCAUUAUGCACAGUGGAUGGACAAAGGCACUCAGUAGGACAGACUAAGAUCCCCUUCUGUCUACAGUCCUGUGUGAAGCCCCUCACUUAUGCCAUAUCUGUCAGCAACCUGGGCACUGAGUAUGUGCAUAAAUAUGUGGGCAAAGAGCCCAGUGGUCUACGUUACAACAAGCUUUCCCUCAAUGAGGAAGGAAUCCCUCAUAAUCCAAUGGUAAAUGCUGGUGCCAUUGUUGUGAGUUCUCUGAUAAAGAUGGACUGCAAUAAAGCAGAGAAGUUUGAUUUUGUGUUGCAGUAUCUGAACAAAAUGGCAGGAAAUGAAUAUAUGGGUUUCAGCAAUGCUACGUUCCAGUCAGAAAAAGAAACUGGGGAUCGGAAUUAUGCAAUUGGCUAUUAUCUCAAGGAAAAGAAGUGUUUUCCUAAGGGAGUUGAUAUGAUGGCUGCAUUGGACCUCUACUUUCAGCUGUGUUCAGUGGAGGUGACAUGUGAAUCAGGCAGUGUCAUGGCGGCUACACUCGCCAAUGGUGGAAUCUGCCCCAUCACGGGCGAGAGUGUGCUGAGUGCUGAGGCUGUUCGCAACACCCUCAGCCUCAUGCAUUCCUGUGGCAUGUAUGACUUCUCUGGACAGUUUGCCUUUCAUGUGGGCCUUCCAGCCAAAUCCGCGGUGUCAGGAGCCAUCCUGCUUGUGGUACCUAAUGUCAUGGGGUUGAUGUGCCUAUCACCUCCAUUGGACAAGGUGGGAAACAGUCAUAGGGGCAUCAGCUUCUGUCAGAAGCUGGUAUCUCUCUUCAACUUCCAUAACUAUGACAAUUUGCGGCAUUGUGCUAAGAAGCUAGAUCCUCGCCGUGAAGGAGGAGAAGUGCGGAAUAAGACUGUGGUGAACCUGCUUUUUGCUGCCUACAGUGGAGAUGUUUCAGCUCUUCGAAGGUUUGCCUUGUCAGCGAUGGACAUGGAACAGAAGGACUAUGAUUCCCGCACAGCACUACACGUGGCUGCAGCAGAAGGACACCUGGAGGUUGUCAAGUUCCUGGUGGAAGCCUGCAAAGUAAAUCCUUUUGUGAAGGAUAGGUGGGGCAAUAUUCCCUUGGAUGAUGCUGUGCAGUUUAACCAUCUGGAGGUGGUCAAACUACUGCAGGAUUACCAGGACUCCUAUACUUUGUCUGAGACGCAGGCUGAGGCAGCAGCUGAUGCCCUGUCUAAGGAAAACCUGGAGAGCAUGGUGUAAAGGGGACUACCCUCUCCUUCAAUAGGAAUGAAGUCUACCUGGCUUCAGUGAGGGAAGAGGGGAAGUCAGCUUGAUGUCUUAAGACCUGAGCCUCUUAGAGGAGUUAUCACAUCGCCCCCAACCCCUCCAUACCCUCAUCAUGAGCCAGAUUUUAUUCUCUUCCCUCCCCUUCCCCCCUCCCCCCAUUACCUUUUCAGACAAAGCCCAAAGAGGAGGCCUAGUGGCCACUAUCAGUUUUUGAAUUGGGUUUUGGCCAGAAGGCUUGGGUUUCUGUGUGGUGCAAGUAAGUAUUUUGACUCUUUUAGCAUUCCCAGAGGGUUUACCUAGGUUUCCUCUUAGUCAGUUCUCCUUUAAGUAAGUGAAUCCUUAUACAGGCUGCCUCUUCCCUCCCACACCCCCAGCCAGAGUGGCUUCAGUGCCUAUAGUGGAGGACCCUUGACACACAGCCCCUGCCCCUGCUUGCUGGAAGCCUGAAUUACAGGCUGACAGAAGUUGAAUUUGCAUAAUUUGAGAACUGUCUGUAUGGUUUCUUCUCCCCGACUCCUCGGUGGAAGAAAUAUAUUAAAGACAGGAAGUGUGCACUGAUGAAGAGCCCUGGGUUCCUACACCUCUUAAUAAGAAAACAGAGGAGAAAUGGGGAAAGCUGAGGAAACUGGUUUCAAGGAGGCUGAAGGUACUAUACCCCCUUCAGCUAGGAUAUAAUGCUGCUAAUAAUUCUUUUAUAGACAGAGAAAGUAUUUUGUGAUCAAAUAAAAUUUUAAUUACACAAAUCAAUAUUUUUGUUAAACCCAGCCCUCUCCCUUUCUCCUUUGAUGAAGGGUGUUUAGCCACCAUUAUUACAGUAGGAGAGGCUAGACAAUGUACAGAAUGUAUAUUUAUACGGUAUUAGCCAAAAUGUAUAUUUCAAAUCUUACUUUAUAGGGAAAAGGCAAAAAUCACAUUCUUAUAAUUAGGGUGAAGGGGAUAAUGAGUCCAUGACCCAAAGAAUACUAUUUGUUUUAGCAUUUGAGUUUAAAGCUGAAAAUUUCCAAGUCUCUGCCAAACAUGUUGUGACUUCCUGCCCAUUAACCCCUUUUCAAAAUUCCUAAAGGAGGGAAAUGUUUGUAAAUAUAGUACCCCCAAGAAUGCCAGUUCCCAUGACUAAUAAUCUAGCUAACCCCCAAGUUUUCUUCAUUGCCACAAUUUUAACUGAUUGAUUAGAUGUAGGAAUAUGAAGAGGCAGAAAGACUCACAGAUGGGAACAGUUUGCAGCUAUGUGGAGCUAACAGGUUAUAUGGUUAUGAAGUUGUUGGGGUCAGGGCCAUGUUCUCAGGCUUCAGCAUACUGAGUCAAUAAAGCACUUGUGUGAAUGA